AUGGAUCGUGGCGGCCCUUUCAAGGUCUUUGUGGGCGGUCUUCCGCAGGACUGCACGAAUGAUAUCCUCGUCGACUACUUCGGCAAGUUUGGAAAUAUCACUGACGUAGUGGUGAUGACUGACCGGGCGACUGGCCGAUCGCGAGGAUUUGGGUUUGUGUCUUUCGACACGGAAGAGGCUGUUGACAGCAUCAUGGCCAUGCACAAUCAGCAUCAGAUACAAGACAAAUGGGUGGACUGCAAAAGGGCGACUGCGGAAGGAACCAAGGGAGUUCCAGACAAAGGCAAAGGCGGUGGUGGUAAAGGCACAGGCUCCACUCGGCCGCCUGCGGCGAGAGCUCCGUCGUACAAUGCAGCACCACCGCCGGAUUACAGCGCGAGUUCUUGCAGCAGUAGUGCAGGCUAUGGAGGCGAUGCUUUCGGGGGCUAUGGGGCCUAUGGAGCGGGUGCACAUGGCUAUGAUGGCCUUUACGGCGCCUACGGUGGCAAAGCUUAUGGUGGUGGUGGCUGCAACGGCCACGCCGGCUAUGCUCCGAGCAAAGGUUGGCUCGGUGGCAAAGGUGCUGAGAAGGGCUAUGCUCCGUACUGA
Symbiodinium sp. CCMP2456 is the source of this 588-nucleotide messenger RNA. NCBI's taxonomy places the organism in Eukaryota, Dinophyceae, Suessiales, Symbiodiniaceae. The record is from the annotation of a GenBank genome assembly.